This is a messenger RNA of Babesia bovis T2Bo, 2538 nucleotides long. RefSeq names its product putative translation elongation factor G (EF-G). Gene Ontology annotation, biological process: ribosome disassembly; translational elongation. Bases 111 to 2528 code for a protein of 805 amino acids. The transcript has 6 exons. Lineage: Eukaryota; Apicomplexa; Aconoidasida; Piroplasmida; Babesiidae. Gene Ontology annotation, molecular function: translation elongation factor activity; GTP binding; GTPase activity. The record is from RefSeq and is a predicted model, not a curated record.
ACUGACCUUUAGCACUUCGUUACUCUUCUUAAUGAUGUAGACUGUUGUACACAUAUGUUUUAUUAAGCAUUAAUGAUCAAAUAGGGGUCGUUUAAGUGACCCAGUUUUCGAUGCUGGUUUGCGUGCUUUUGCUCGCCAUCGCAUCGUAUGUUAUAUGCAUCCAUUAUAACAAUGGACUAAGGUCCAAUGGAUGCGGUAUAGGGCCUCCUGCAGCGUUUUUGAGCUCAAUUCGUACACCUCGUAGGUGUGACGAGUAUGAGUUAUAUUACAAUGGAGAGCCUUCUUCUUUUGUUUUAGGCACUUCUAAACGCCAACAAAAGUUAUGCGCUUACGUAGAAGACCUUUCGGCAAUGGAAGUUCCGUUAAAUCGUUACAGAAAUAUAGGCAUCAUUGCGCAUAUUGAUGCUGGUAAAACAACCACUACGGAACGUGUUCUUUACCUUACUGGUGUCAGUUUUAAGAUUGGGGAGGUACACGAUGGUGAAGCCAUUAUGGACUACAUGCCUCAGGAGCGUGAGAGAGGUAUUACUAUCACUGCCGCAGCAACCACGUGUUUUUGGAAAGGUGGAUAUAGAAAGUUUCCACAACAUCGCAUCAACAUCAUAGAUACGCCUGGUCAUGUUGAUUUUACUGUUGAGGUAGAACGUUCCUUACGAGUAUUAGACGGCGCUGCUGCUGUGUUUGAUGGCGUGGCUGGUGUCGAACCACAAUCUGAGACUGUCUGGCGCCAGGCAAGUAAAUAUGGAAUCCCGCGUAUUGCCUACGUAAACAAGAUGGAUCGUGCGGGUGCUAGUUUUGAAAAAUGUAUAGAAGAAAUGGAGCUGAAGCUUGGUGUGACUCCGGUUCCAGUAUUCAUUCCAAUUGGCUCUUCGAACACGUUUCAGGGAGUCAUUGACGUAAUAAGACAGAAAGCAUAUUACUUUGACACAGAAAAGGAUAGUUUCGAUUAUACCGAGAAUGUAGUCCCUGAAGAAAUGCACGACGUUCUUCAUCAUUAUCGCACUCAUUUAUUAGAUAACGCCGCUCAGGCAUCUGAGGAGUUACUGGAGCAAUACAUUGCAAACGGCAAUCUUACAGAAGAUCAGAUUCGUGAUGGUUUACGUAUAAUGACCUUGGCUAACCGUAUAGCUCCAGUUAGCGCAGGCAGUUCUUUGAAGAACAAGAACAUACAUGGUUUCCUUGAUAUGAUAGUUGACUACCUUCCUUCACCUUGUGAAGUAAAUAAGAUUUGCGUUCAUGAGAGCAAAAGCUCUUCUGAUCCACAUGAUGGUGAUACGACUUCAGUUUCAGAUACUAAUAAUCCCGUUAGUAAUGUUGUCGAAAGGGAGUUGACUUUUGACACAAACGAUUUUACUUUACCAUUAGCGGGUUUGGUUUUCAAGAUAUCACAUGACGCUCAAAUUGGUACUCAAGCUUACGUUCGCAUCUACAGAGGUCAAGUCAGUGUAGGAGAUGUGGUAUACAACCCACGUACUAAAAAAUCAAACAAGGUUCAAAAGCUACUAUUUAUCCAUUCAAAUGAGCGCAAGCACUUGAAGACUGCUCAUGCUGGUGACAUUGUUUCUUUAGUUGGUGUAAAGGAUGUGAUAACUGGUGACACUUUAUGCAAGGAAGAGGACGAAGUAUCUCUUGAAUCUAUGCAAUUCCCUGAACCUGUGAUUAGUUUAAAGGUUGAGCCUACUGAUAGCAAUGAUUUGGAGCGUAUGUGUGAUGUUUUCCGUAAGUUUAUGACAGAGGAUCCAGCGUUCCGUAUGUACAUGAAACCUGAAACCCAAGAAACCAUCAUUAGUGGCAUGGGUGAGCUACACUUGGACAUUAUGGUAGAUCGGAUGCGACGGGAGUACGGCCUCUCGGUGAAGACGGGUUCACCUCAGGUUGAAUUCAAGGAGACAUUUUUAAAACCUGUUCAUGCAGAAGGUCGUUAUGUACGACAAUCUGGAGGUCGUGGUCAGUAUGGUCAUGUGAAGAUCUACAUAGAGCCAUUGGAGCAAGGUAGUGGGAUCGUAUUUAAGAACAGCAUCACUUGUGGUGCGAUUCCUCAAGAAUUUAUUCCUGCAGUAGAGAAAGGUGCUCGUCAACAGUUUGAAGAAGGUUUGUUAGCUCACUAUCCUGUUACUGAUGUGCGUGUGACGUUGCUUGAUGGAACAUUUCACAUUGUCGAUAGUUCUGAAUUUGCUUUCCUCACUGCAACUACUAUGGCUAUUCGUGACGGUGCCCGUGAAGCUGGCAUCAGACUUUUGGAGCCUAUAAUGAAGGUUAAUGUAGUAUGCCCACUUGCGAACUACAACGUUGUGCGUGGUGAUUUGUUACGUCGACGUGGUCAGGUACAGACGAUUCGUGAUGGAUACGGUGGCGUAAAAGAAAUUUCUGCUACCGUACCUCUUCAGGAAAUGAAAGGAUAUAUCACUGAACUUCGUUCAAUGAGUCAGGGGCGUGGUUUUUACACGAUGGAAAUGUCCCACUAUCACCCCGUUCCUGCGUUGGUACAAGAGAAGAUUGUGAGUUCGAAUCUGAAGCCACAGUCGUGAAUAUACACAG